Coprinopsis cinerea okayama7#130 is the source of this 171-nucleotide messenger RNA. RefSeq lists its product as hypothetical. The record is from RefSeq and is a predicted model, not a curated record. Lineage: Eukaryota; Fungi; Basidiomycota; Agaricomycetes; Agaricales; Psathyrellaceae. The coding region runs from base 1 to 171 and encodes 56 amino acids. The transcript is spliced from 4 exons.
AUGGUCGUUCCUCGUUUUCUCCGCCACAAGCCGAAGGACUUUGGACUUAGUCACGAGCGUGCAGACCCUGCCCAAUGCGGCGCGCGCAUACAGAGCACGCAGAGAGAGGGAUCAGGGGGAGGAGCUCAGUGGGAAGUUCACGAUACAGUCGCGCAUCUGCAUCUGUUGUGA